Messenger RNA from Truncatella angustata, 735 nucleotides. RefSeq lists its product as uncharacterized. The transcript has a single exon. Bases 1 to 735 code for a protein of 244 amino acids. NCBI's taxonomy places the organism in Eukaryota, Fungi, Ascomycota, Sordariomycetes, Amphisphaeriales, Sporocadaceae. The record is from RefSeq and is a predicted model, not a curated record.
AUGCUCAACGCUUUGAUCUCGCUUGCAUUUGCCGGCUUGUCCUGCGCAGCGCCUCUCAACGCCCGCCAAGUAGUGCCGCAUUACCCACCCACUCAGCUUUCCACUGGUUUCCGGUUGAUCGCCAACGUAACCGAUCCCUCCAAGGACUUCAACCCACCCGUCAACAACUGGGUCUUCAAUGGCAUCCACACCGGCGCUGGCUCCAACGAUGCCGUGCUUCUUCCGGACGGCACAGACAGCGGGAGGAUCUUCUAUGUCAACGGAACUGCCGAGGAAGUCUUCUACGGUCAAGGCAGCACCCUGACAGAUGGUGGUUCUCCCCCGUUCCCGUUUGGCAUCUACGUUGCCAGCGAAGACCAGACCGAUGCCGAUGGCUUCCACGAUGUCAGCGUCAACGUAGGGUCUGGCAACAAGGGCGUGCAGCUUACUCGGUUCCCUGUGGUUUAUCCCACGCUCAAGGGCGUUGGUCAGGGUACCUACGUUGCCUGCGACCAAAAGGUUCCCUAUUACAAUGCCAACUACAUCACGGUCCGGUGGACCUACGAUACCGUCGACCCGGAGACUUUCCUCAACGUUCACCAGAUCCCGGAGGGAUGUGUCGCGAUCAAUUUGGUGCCUGAAUGUGCAACUCUGAAUGAUUUGCCCGAGGGCAGCCUCUCUAGCCACGAGUUUGCAUCAAGCUCCGUCUGCUAUGGGGAUGUCUCUGCCAUCGACUGGACACAAUACGGUCCCUGA